GAGAGAGAUGCAGACUGGAGCUGAGCAGGACCAGAGAGUGAGAAAAAGAAGUAGUGAGAGACAUAAAAAAGGCUAGAUACAGAGAGACAGAAACAUAUAGAAACUAGACUUCACAGGGGCAUCUGAAAAUAUGUGUGAAACAUUUCAUAAAUUCAUCAUGGGACUACGUGAUUUUAUGAAGGAUUAUUUUCUUGGUUUCUGGGACUAUGAGACACCAAAGGUGAUGGUGGUUAAAAACAGAACUCUUGGAGUCAUUUACAGAGGCGUUCAGUUUCUUGUGAUCACCUAUUUCAUCUGGUAUGUCUUUAUAAAUGAGAAAGCAUAUCAAGAGAGUGAAACCCGUCCAGAGAGCUCCGUUUACACUCUCAUGAAGGGCACAGCAGUUCAUGGAGAUGAUAUCCUGGACACUGUGGAGUACACUCGACCCUCAGAGGGUGGUGAUGUGAUUAGUACAAUAUUGAGACGAGAAGUCACGUAUGAUCAGAGGCAAGGGACCUGCGCUGAGUAUUUCAAUGUUGCCAAUGCGAACUGUACAACAGAUUCUGACUGUGUCCAGGGGCAGGUUGACUUUGAUGGCCAUGGCAGAAGGACGGGCAAAUGUGUUCAAUACUAUAACCACACCUUCAAAACUUGUGAGAUCCAAACUUGGUGUCCUGUUGAGGAGUACGCAGUAGUACGUGAACCAGCAUUAGUGGAGGCCGUCAACUUCACAGUGUUCAUCAGGAACUCUAUCCACUUCCCAAAGUUUAAAGUGCUGAGGGGAAAUAUCAAAGAUGCCUCAAAUAAGCGUGACAUGCAGAAAUACCUCAGUAAGUGUCAUUACGACGAGGAGAAAGAGCCCUACUGUCCAAACUUCCGCCUGGGCUACAUCGCAGAUCAAGCCAGGGAGAAUUUCAGUGAGCUCUGCAGGACUGGAGGAGUGAUUGGGGUUUUCAUUAACUGGAAGUGUAACCUGGACCUGGAUCCUUCAAAUUGUAAACCUACAUAUUCCUUCCGACGUCUUGAUCUCCGAAAGGAUGAGGCCAACUCUGGAUAUUACUACAGAUUUGCCAAAUAUUACAGCAAGGAUGGGGUAGAGUCUCGGACACUUAUCAAGGCCUAUGGCAUCCGUCUGGAUGUCAUUGUUCACGGACAUGCUGGUAAAUUCAGUCCCAUCCCAACCAUCAUCAGCACAGUGACUGCGAUGACUUCAGUUGGGAUUUGUACCAUUAUCUGUGACUGGAUCAUGCUGACGUUUAUUGACAAGAAUGAAGUCUACAGUGAGAGAAAGUUUGAUGAAGUUAUCAAGGAGCCCACGGUGCCCAUCCCCACAGAGCUCAGCUACAUCAGCAGCUAUGGCUCAAACCAUUCAGACCUGUCAGACGGUGUACCACUGUGAUGUCGUCACAGUCCUCACCGGCCAAGUGUGUGUGUGUGUGUGUGUGUGUAUGGACUCUCCUAAAGUCAGUUGACUGUGGCAAAGACAACAACUCUGAGUGGUUUCUCAGGUGUCUGCAGCAGCUCAGUGAUGGACUACCACUGACUGCUUUGCUGGUGUCAAUGGGAAUAUACUGAUAGAGCACCACAGUGACACGAUCAGCUGGCCUCCUGCCUGUGCAGUGGACAUUUAUCGUCUCAAACCUUGAUGGACCUCUACCCGUUUCUCAGACCACAGCGACUCCACUUAGAAGAUGUGUUUUUUUUCCUCAGUAUGAAAACAAACCAAACAGUAUUUCAUAGCAGAAAAAUAUUUGUCAUGAGAAACAGAUUUACAAACAAUACAAAUUUUGCCCAUGUAUUGCAUUUAAUUCAACAA
This is a messenger RNA of Seriola aureovittata, 1795 nucleotides long. RefSeq names its product purinergic receptor P2X, ligand-gated ion channel, 2 (gene p2rx2). Gene Ontology annotation, cellular component: plasma membrane; nuclear inner membrane. Gene Ontology annotation, molecular function: purinergic nucleotide receptor activity; extracellularly ATP-gated monoatomic cation channel activity; ATP binding. Bases 131 to 1378 code for a protein of 415 amino acids. The record is from RefSeq and is a predicted model, not a curated record. Gene Ontology annotation, biological process: response to ATP; monoatomic cation transmembrane transport. The transcript has 12 exons. NCBI's taxonomy places the organism in Eukaryota, Metazoa, Chordata, Actinopteri, Carangiformes, Carangidae.